This is a messenger RNA of Apiotrichum porosum, 1200 nucleotides long. RefSeq lists its product as uncharacterized. The record is from RefSeq and is a predicted model, not a curated record. Lineage: Eukaryota; Fungi; Basidiomycota; Tremellomycetes; Trichosporonales; Trichosporonaceae. The transcript has 14 exons. The coding region runs from base 1 to 1200 and encodes 399 amino acids.
AUGUGCACCGGCGCCUGCAGCUGCGACCCCGCGGCUAUCCCUCUCCCCCCUUCUCGCCCCUCGUCCCCCUUCAACAAGCCCGGCACGCACCAGCGUGAGGCCGGCGAGGAUCUGGAGUUCUGGACCGACACUCGCGCUCCCAAGCGCGGCAAGAACGAGGCGACAAUCCUCGUCAACCUCGACGAGGAGUGCUGGCAGCUGGACGACGGCAAUGAUACCGUGAUGGGUUCAUCCCACACCUGUUUCAACACCGCCCGCUUCGCCAGCGACGGUGAGGACAUCAAGAUGAUCGGCGCCCUCACCGUUCACCGCGGCUGCCAGGGUCAGGAGGAGACUGUGACCAUGGGUGUUGCCCCCGGCAGCGACGCUCAGGCCGAGAACGAGGAUGAGCCCGAGGCCGCCAACGCCGUCGCCGCCCACGACGAGCAGGACUCGGAUGACGAGGCCGACGAUGUCGAGGAGGAGGAGCGCGCCGCCAGCGUCGCCACCUCCGAUGAGGACUCGGACGCCCAGGCCGACGAUGUCGAGGAGGAGGAGCGCGCGGCCGUCGCCGCCCAAGAGGAGGACUCCGACGCACAGGCCGAGCCCGAGGACGACAACAAGGAGGUCGACGACUACUCGUCGGAGGAGGAGGACACCAACGGCAAGGACGACCCCGCGGUUGACAAGGGCAACGACCCUAUCGCCGCUCUGCAGGCUCAGUUCUCUGUCCUGCAGGCCAUGAUGGGCAACCUUGCCCAGCAGCUGGCCGCCAUCACUCCUGGCUCGACGGACUCCGAUGUUUCCCAGCACCGCACCGUCACGCGCGCGACCCAUGAGAAGCAGUCCCGCGGUGGACCCUCGCAGCCAGGAGAACGAGGAAUGCCACCUUCGCCGCCGACGGCCCCGACGUCGUCAGCGCUGAAGAUCCGUCGUGGCUGCCAGGGCCAUGACAAGGUGAUUCUGGCCGUGGGUGAUGCCCCGGUCAACGACGUCGACGACGACGAGGACGACGAGAGUGUGGGUGCUGGACAGGGCAACGACCGCAUCUCUGCGCUUCAAGCCCAGGUUGCCCUCCUCGCUCAGAUGCUCGGCGAUGUGGGUGAGGAACUUGCCAACCUCAAGGUCGCCUCCACCGCCCCCGAGGUCUCCAACAAGAACCACCGCGCCGUCACUCGCGCCACUCAGGACAAGAAAGCUCGCGGUGGCCCAUCGGAGUGA